AUGGCGCCCUAGGUAACGGGAGGCGGCGGCCGUUAGGCUGUGAGGCGCAGGGCGCGCGCGCGGCAGUUGCAGAGGGAGGUUCCCAGCCCCCUCCCCACGGCCCGGGGUGAGGAUGGCGUGUCCGGAUCAGAAAUCGCCCAACGUUCUGCUACAGAACCUGUGCUGCCGCAUCCUCGGCAAGAGCGAAGCUGAUGUAGCCCAGCAGUUUCAAUAUGCAGUGAGAGUUAUUGGAAGCAACUUUGCUCCUACUGUUGAAAGAGAUGAAUUUCUUGUUGCGGAGAAAAUCAAGAAAGAACUUGUGCGACAAAGAAGGGAAGCGGAUGCUGCUUUGUUUUCAGAACUUUACAGAAAACUCCAUUCGCAGGGCGUCCUGAAAAACAAAUGGUCAAUACUCUACCUCCUGCUCAGCCUUAGUGAAGACCCACGUAAGCAGUCUAACAAGGUGUCAAGUUAUGCCACGUUGUUUGCUCAAGCAUUGCCGCGAGAUGCUCACUCAACCCCUUACUACUAUGCCAGGCCUCAAAGCCUUCCAUUGAAUUAUCAGGACCGCAAUGCUCAGUCUGCCCAGAGUGCGUGCAGUAUGGCAAGCAGUGGGAUCAGCAGCAUAAGCAUGUAUGCCCUGAAUGGGCCAACGCCAACUCCACAGUCCCUCCUUCCAGGACAAUCCUAUCAAGCUCCAGGGGUGGGAGACUGCCUUCGUCAACAGCUGGGUUCACGUCUUGCUUGGGCUCUAACUGCUGGCCAGCCUUCGUUACAAAGCUCUACCUCAAAAGGCCUUCCAAACACUGUGUCUCGCAAUGUGCCAAGGUCAAGGCGAGAAGGGGAGACAGGUGGCAAUGUUGAAAUAACUGAAGCAAACCUUGUAAGAGACAUUUUGUACGUCUUCCAGGGAAUAGAUGGCAAAAACAUCAAAAUGUGCAAUUCUGAAAACUGCUAUAAAGUAGAAGGAAAGGUCAGCCUCUCCAAAUCGCUCAGAGAUACCACAAGCAGACUCGCAGAGUUAGGAUGGCUACACAAUAAAAUAAGAAGAUACACAGACCAGAGGAGCUUGGAUCGUGCCUUUGGGCUUGUAGGUCAGAGUUUUUGUGCUGCCUUACACCAGGAACUCAAAGAAUACUACAGGCUUCUCUCUGUUUUACACUCCCAGCUGCAACUUGAAGAUGAUCAGGGUGUAAAUUUGGGACUUGAGAGCAGUUUAACACUUCGUCGUCUUCUAGUAUGGACAUAUGAUCCUAAAAUAAGACUCAAGACACUUGCAGCACUUGUCGAUCACUGUCAAGGAAGAAAAGGUGGUGAACUAGCAUCAGCUGUCCAUGCCUACACUAAAACAGGAGAUCCCUAUAUGAGAUCCCUGGUACAACACAUUCUUGGCCUAGUGUCCCAUCCGGUCUUGAAUUUCCUUUACCGCUGGAUUUAUGAUGGGGAGCUGGAGGACACAUACCAUGAAUUUUUUGUAGCUUCAGAUCCUACAGUUAAAGCAGACCGGUUGUGGCAUGACAAGUACACUUUAAGAAAAUCAAUGAUCCCUUCAUUCAUUACAAUGGAUCAAUCAAAAAAGGUCCUUCUAAUAGGAAAAUCCAUAAACUUCUUACAUCAGGUUUGUCAUGACCAAACUCCGUCUACAAAGAUGAUAGCUGUGGCAAAGUCUGCAGAAUCACCAAAAGAUGCUGCUGACUUGUUCACAGAUUUGGAAAAUGCAUUUCAGGGAAAAAUCGAUGCAGCUUACUUUGAGACCAGCAAAUACUUGCUGGAUGUUCUCAAUAAAAAAUACAAUUUACUGGAGCAUAUGCAGGCUAUGAGGCGCUACUUACUUCUCGGUCAAGGAGAUUUUAUAAGACACUUAAUGGACUUGCUUAAGCCAGAGCUUGCCCGACCAGCUACCACUUUGUAUCAGCAUAAUCUGACAGGAAUCCUUGAAACAGCUGUCAGGGCAACUAAUGCACAGUUUGAUAAUCCCGAGAUCCUCAAACGGUUGGAUGUCAGACUUCUGGAGGUAUCUCCUGGUGAUACUGGAUGGGAUGUCUUCAGUCUAGACUAUCAUGUGGAUGGGCCAAUUGCAACGGUAUUUACGCGAGAGUGCAUGAGCCACUACCUAAGGGUGUUUAACUUCCUAUGGCGAGCAAAGCGGAUGGAAUAUAUUCUCACAGACAUAUGGAAAGGACAUAUGUGCAAUGCAAAGCUCCUGAAAUGUAUGCCAGGUAGGCGAAAAACAAAAUGGGUAAUGUAUUAA
Terrapene triunguis (Three-toed box turtle) is the source of this 2230-nucleotide messenger RNA. It is a transcript of the gene TUBGCP3, whose product is annotated as tubulin gamma complex associated protein 3. Gene Ontology annotation, molecular function: gamma-tubulin binding; microtubule minus-end binding. Gene Ontology annotation, biological process: spindle assembly; meiotic cell cycle; microtubule nucleation. Gene Ontology annotation, cellular component: gamma-tubulin small complex; spindle pole; centrosome. The transcript is spliced from 17 exons. The record is from RefSeq and is a predicted model, not a curated record. The coding region runs from base 113 to 2230 and encodes 705 amino acids. Lineage: Eukaryota; Metazoa; Chordata; Testudines; Emydidae.